Ilex paraguariensis (yerba mate) is the source of this 270-nucleotide messenger RNA. NCBI's taxonomy places the organism in Eukaryota, Viridiplantae, Streptophyta, Magnoliopsida, Aquifoliales, Aquifoliaceae. The record is from the annotation of a GenBank genome assembly.
AUGGCUAGGGUUCCAACAAAUAGAGGGUUUGUCAGAACAAAAGGGACCCAGUUUGUUCUAAAUGAUUCGCCUUUUCUUUUCAAUGGGUUCAACUCAUACUGGAUGAUGAAUGUUGCAACAAACCCAAGUGAAAGGUACAAAGUCUCUGAAGUGUUCCGAGAGGCUGCUGCUGCUGGACUUUCUGUCUGUCGAACUUGGGCUUUCGCGGAUGGAGGUGACAAAGCACUGCAAAUUCACCUGGCACUUAUGAUGAACGAGUUUUUCAGGUAA